AUGGACUACAAUAACGAGUUUGUCGAUUUAGAUGGGAUUACUAAUUCUGAGUUUAAGCAACAGAUUAAAAGUUGGAUUGAAGAAAAAGGAAUUCAUGAGAACUUACAACUACAAAUGAAAAAGGGCCUAAUCGAGCAGAUCAGCCGAACUGCUUUAGGUCGAAAAAUGUCCUUGAAAUUACAAACACAGCAAGGAAUCGUCUUGUCACCGUUAAUUUUAGUUUUAAACACACUGGUUGCGGAGUUUUUAUACACUCAAAAUUGCCACUUUUCACUUUCAGUGUUCAGCAAUGAAGUUCCGUUUAAAAAUACGUUACCCGAUUUCACCAAAACAAGCCAUUUUCGGUUGCAGCGAAAGGAGCUAAAGGAGAUCUUCGAGGCGCUUGGAAUUGAGCAGUAUUCGAGUUUUAUUGAAAAGUACGAAUCAAAAACUACUACAGACAAUUCAAAAUCUCUUCUUUACAUAAUAUUCAAAGCCUUACUUGCGUCCGUUAAAUCAUACGAAGAUAAAACCACUCUACUACAGAAGCAGGAAACGGAACGAGAUGCACACAAAUCUCAGUUGGAAGGAUUAGAAAUAGAAAAACUACACAGGAAUGUGGGUAAAAUGUUACACAGAAUAAAGGAAGUCAGUAAAGGCAUCGUAAGGGUCGAGAAGUUACAAAGUCAAGAUCAGCCUGAUCCUGACAGUCAUAAAGAAGAAACUCACUCAUUAGGGAGGUGUACGGCGAAUGUUCAGCAGUUGAUUAGCAGAUUGGAGAAUUGUUCUGCCAGUUUCGAGUCCAUCAUUGAAAAGCUUCAGCUACUAUCUGAACAAAAGACCGUGAUUAGCGAAAAAUUUCCUAUUGACAUAAAGCAGUCUACUGAGAAAAGCUAUACAGACUUUUUAAAUGAGCUAAAAAACACUAUCUACGGAAAGAAAUAUGUUGCGAAAUUACAGAAACAGAUAUUAAAACUAAUGGAAAAGGAAAAAUCUAUCAUCGAAGCUAAAUGCAUGGAAAAACUGCAUCAGGUUGAGUUGGAUUACAAAACAAAAAUCGAAAGUGUACUUUCAGAAAGGAUCAAAGAAAUUGACAUUCGACAUUCGCCUACGACAUCCAUCAAUCAACUAGUUCAAACUGAAGAAAAUGUUCGAUUCAUGAAAAAAAUUGAUGAAAAAUUGGACAUGCUCUAUCAACACGAGAAAAAUAUCAAUGAGAAGUUGACUGCACUGAAAAACAAUUUGCAGCAACACGAACUCAGAGAUAAUCAGAAACCAGUGAAUCAAACACAAAAAUCAGUUGAAACGAAAGAGAAAAGACUUUCGGAGCUACAGAACAUGGAGAGAGAACUUCUGGCAACGUUCGAGGACGAAACACAAGCGAUAGUGCAAAACGCGAAGACAACAAUUGGACAACUGGAAAAUGAAAGCAAUCGAAUCAAUCUCUCGUUUCAGCAGUACCUAAAUAAACAGAAAGAGGACAAGAAAACACUUAAUAAUGAAAAGGUACAAAUUUGGCAGAAAUAUAAUGACGAGAAAUUGGAACUUAUUCAACGAGAGUUGUUGGACAUAAAUGGAAGCAAACAGGAUAAAGUCCCGCUGCUUAAAGAAAUUGUUGCGUCAUCCUCAAUUGACUCUCCUGAAUUGAAUAUAUUUAAAAAUCCGUUCAAAAAUUUCGAUCCUCGCAAAUAUCUUAGAAUACAAAAAGGCAGUAAUAUCUGCAAUCCGAAACCACUGAAUGCAGUCGAUGUAGCAGUGAAUACUUCGUUUGAAACCAAUUCACCAUCGAUUACUGUAACUGUUAAAGAAACAUCUGAAAGCAUAAACCAGUCGAAGAAAGAUAGUUGGCAAAGCAAUACAGAGAAACCCGUGCUUUCAAAGUCAUAUUCAGUCGAACAACAGCAAUCUGUCACAAGCUACUAUGUUAAUGAACCGAAGAAAUCAAUCGAGACCGAAUCGAAACUAAGCAAACUGCUUGCUACAGAUACCAAAAAUUUGAAAAAAAGUAUCGAACUAAACCUUCAGAAACUCGAUGAAAUAAGCAAAACAUACACAAAAUCCAGUACUGCAUCGUCGGAAAAACAAGGAAAUACGUACAAUGUAAAACCUACCAUUGAAACGGAGAAGGUAAUCUCAAAAGCAAGCUUAGACGAUUUAUCCAGCGCAGAUGAAAUGAGACUUUCCGAUGGAAAUUCACUAAGUGUGGAAAACCCUGAACCACGAAUAAACAAAGACAUAGCCAAUCUCAAUACAACGCGUGAAUUGCUUGAUUUUGAAAAGAGUAGUUUUCCCAUUGAGCGACGAAACAACAAAUUCGAAAAAGUUAACAUAAAUGCAGAAGAAAUAAAUUCUUCGGAACAUAUAUCUAUAGGAUUCUUGAGCGAUUCGGACAUCACUGGUGAUAGUAAGUCGGUACAUGUAAGUGGAGACAAUUCAAAUGGAAGAAUUGAGGAAAUAUCAACUAAUCAACGAUCCAUAUCGAAUAAUAGUUGGGGAUAG
Molecule: messenger RNA, 2478 nt
Organism: Malaya genurostris
Lineage: Eukaryota; Metazoa; Arthropoda; Insecta; Diptera; Culicidae
Product: centriole and centriolar satellite protein OFD1
Exons: 2
Coding region: 1-2478 (825 amino acids)
Source: RefSeq, a predicted model, not a curated record